Molecule: messenger RNA, 1070 nt
Organism: Daphnia pulicaria
Lineage: Eukaryota; Metazoa; Arthropoda; Branchiopoda; Diplostraca; Daphniidae
Exons: 5
Coding region: 388-921 (177 amino acids)
Biological process (GO): regulation of DNA-templated transcription
Molecular function (GO): DNA binding; DNA-binding transcription factor activity
Source: RefSeq, a predicted model, not a curated record
UGAAUCAAUAAUUCUAAAACAACGAAAAACCCCAACAAUUAACAUUAUAGGCAUAACGCGACUGCGCAAUCUCGCGUUGAGAUUCAAGAGUAGCAUCAAUUUGGAGAACAACUGAGGCUAAUAUAAUUCGAUAAGCACAACACCCGCAUCCACCGAUGGCCUAUCGACAAGAGUAACCUUGCCAAUCGACUUGGGGAUUUCCCCUCUAUUCUGUUCCCUGUCGCCAACUGCCGAAACAAUUAGCAUAGUGUCUGCCAUGAGCUUUCAAAACCGGAUCGAUGGAUGGAUAGGAUAGCUCGAAGUGAAUGCCAGCCGACGCAGCAGUGUUGUUCGGACAGCAGACUGUUCAAGAUGCAGCUGUAAACCCAUUCCAAAAGGGAAUUGAUCAUGUCGCUUAAUUGCAACAGUCCUCGUCUGAAAAUCACUCGACAGCCGCAGUCUACUUACAACUUCCCUUACGAGAGCGAAGUCAAAAACGGCCGCGGAUUUCUCUACGCCGAUCCUGCUGAUGAAAAAAGAUGGAUCCGCGUCCAGUUGGAAAAUUGGGAGGGCGAAGAGGACGAGGUUUCCAUCAGAUGUUCACUCGUCACCGACAGCCCUGAUCGCUCACCGCACUUCCACCGCCUAGGAAUAAGGAAGACCAACCGAAUUCAAAUUCAAGAAUACCAAGACGGCGUAUUGUCGAAACGUGAUGACUGCAUAACUGCGACGUUUCCUGGCUUGUCAAUCGUCCGUACCAAAAUACCAAAUAGUGGCGACAAAGAGAUAAUUAAUAUGAUGUGGUUGAGGCGAGACUCGGUCAGAAUCAAGUUCGAGGCGUUUGUGUUUGACGAUGGGACGUCGUCUCGACAGCACAUCUGCAAUCCCGUCUACUCUCAACCUAUCGGCCCUUCAAUAAUCUAUAGCUCUGUUAUAUCAUGAAACAAUUAUCCAAUACAGACAAUUUGUCAAUAGUCAGUGAAAUAAAAAUGGUUUUGAAAAUCAAAGGCGAUCAAAAGUGUUCGCAUUGUUUUUCUGAGGCACAAAACAAGCCUGAUAUGCAAUCUUUCUAGAAAUGAGUUAUUUAAAAU